UGUCUCUCACGUAUAGAAAACAGGUCGGGUAUUCCCGUCAGCCCUCUUUUGAAUUGCAUCAAUUCUGAUUAUGAACCAGAAAGAAGAAGAAAUGGAGGAUAGCUCCCCGCCACUCUGUGUCGCCUGCGGCCAAGCGCAUUUACCGGAAGAAAACCACUUGUACAGCUACACUGAAGAAGUAGAUGAUGAUCUGAUAUGCCACAUCUGCCUGCAACCUUUGCUUCAGCCGUUAGACACGCUCUGUGGUCACACCUUCUGCACAGCCUGCCUUACGAACUUCCUUGUGGAAAAAGACUUCUGCCCCAUGGACCGCAAGCUUGUGAUUCUCCAGACGUGCAGGAAGUCCAGCAUACUAGUGAAUAACCUCCUGGACAAGCUAAUGGUUAGCUGCCCUUUCACAGAACACUGCUCAGAGGUCAUGCAACGCGGUUACCUCGAACAGCAUUUCCAAAACCAAUGUAAAGGAGCAUCCCACUAUGGCCUUACCAAGGAACGGAAGAGGCGUUCCCAGGACUGCUCUCUGGACCAUGGCUCCAGCUUAGCAGUAGCUGCCCUGGGCCCCGAGCUCUCAGCAGCUGCGGCCAUUGCCUUAAUGACAGACGAGCCGGGGCUGGUGAACCCGGCCUUCAGCCCCACCUCGGAUGACAGCCAGUCGGGCAGCAGCCCCGGAGACGUGCAUCGCAGCAACCGAAACAGAACUCGACACUUUGAACGCUCCACUAUAAGAAGCAGAUCUUUUAAAAAAAUAAACAAGGCUUUUAGUGUUCUUCGAAGGACAAAAAGUGGAAGUGCUGUUUCCAACCAGGCUGACCGGGAAAGGGAGACUGUUGGAAACUCUGCUGCUGGAGACGACGGUUUUCCCAGGUUGUAUCACCUGAUUCCAGAUGGGGAAAUUACCUGCAUUAAGAUCAACCGUACCGAUCCCCAUGAAAACCUGGCCAUUAGGAUUGUGGGAGGCAGUGAGACUCCUUUGGUUCACAUUAUUAUACAGCACAUUUAUCGAGAUGGGGUAAUUGCCAGAGAUGGAAGAUUGCUGCCUGGAGACAUGAUACUAAAGGUAAAUGGCAUGGACAUCAAAAAUGUGCCUCACAACUAUGCCCUGUCAAUCCUGAAGCAACCCUGCCAUGUGCUCCGACUGACGGUGCUCCGAGAGCAGAGGUACCGAUGCCGAAACAGUGGACUUUCCCUUGAUGCUCACUGCAAUAGGGACGACAGUUUCCAUGUUGUGCUAAACAAAAGCAGUCCGGACGAGCAGCUGGGAAUAAAACUGGUCCGCAAGGCCGAUGAACCGGGGGUAUUUAUUUUCAACUUGCUGGAAGGCGGCGUGGCUGCCCGUGAUGGACAGCUUCAGGAGAACGACCGGGUGUUGGCCAUCAAUGGGCAUGACCAUCGGUACGGCAGUCCAGAGAGCGCAGCCCAGCUGAUACAGGCCAGCGAGAAGCAGGUUCACUUCGUCGUGUCGCGGCAGACCAGGCAGCAGACCCCCGACAUCUUGCAGGAGACGGGCUGGAGUUACGGCAGCGGCAGCCCCCAGCCCUGUCCUGCUGAGAGAAACAACCCCAGCAAGAGCACCCUUCACGCCGUCACCUGUCACGAGAAGGUGGUGGCUGUCCGGAAAGAUCACACAGAAUCGCUGGGAAUGACUGUAGCAGGCGGAGCAUCUAACUGGGAAUGGGAUUUGCCUAUCUAUGUGAUAAGUGUCGAACCUGGAGGGGUUAUCAGCAGAGACAGCAGGAUAAAAACAGGUGACAUCCUCCUGAACGUGAACGGGAUUGACCUGACAGGGGUCAGCCGGAGCGAGGCCGUCGCCCUGCUGAAAAACACCAACUCGUCGGUGGUGCUCAAAGCCCUGGAGAUGAGAGCAUGCGAAGCCCAGGAGGAGCAGGGCCGCCUGCCGCCCCCCGAGGCCACACAGGCGACCUCCGAGAGCAGCGAGUGGUCGCCUUCCUGGGUUAUGUGGCUGGGGCUGCCACGGUAUUUGUACAGCUGCAAAGAAAUCGUAUUACGAAGAAAUACAUCUGGAAGUCUUGGCUUCAGCAUCGUAGGAGGUUAUGAAGAACAUACUGGGAAUAAACCAUUCUUUAUCAAAUCCAUUGUUGGGGGAACACCAGCAUAUAAUGAUGGCAGAAUUAGAUGCGGUGACAUCCUCCUUGCUGUCAAUGGCAGGAACAUAUCAGGAAUGAUGCACGCCUGCUUGGCAAGGAUGCUCAAAGAACUGAAAGGAAAAAUUACUCUCACAAUCGUGUCCUGGCCUGGCACUUUUUUAUAAAACAAGGCUUCACGGAGAGUACGACAAGUAAUUUAACACAGAAAAAAGAAAGGAACAUCAGUCUUUGCUUUUUGGGGGGGUCAAGUAUGUGUUUAUAAAGACAAGGUUUGUGAAAUUUCAACCUGCAUGUCAAUAGAAGUCAAGUUUAGGCAAAGCAGGGACACCUGUCAGAAAAUCACUUCAGAGUGAUUUAAGCUACAGACUUAAGUCUUUCCUUCCUCGUGUUCUUAAGGGUUUUUUGAUAUAUAUAUUUAAUGCAUUAUAAUAAUACUGAAAUUUAAGGAGCAGCAGCUCCUGCCCACCCACUUUAUUUUGAUUUACAAAAAGAAAUCCUUGAAUAACUUACGGAAAAAUUUCUUGCAAUUUUUCUAGUUGCAAAAAUCAGGUGAAGGUUUUUAUCCAACACAUUAAUAGCACUUUUGAUUAUGUGUACCUUUUCAUGGUCAGCA
Molecule: messenger RNA, 2718 nt
Organism: Gymnogyps californianus (California condor)
Lineage: Eukaryota; Metazoa; Chordata; Aves; Accipitriformes; Cathartidae
Gene: LNX1
Product: ligand of numb-protein X 1
Exons: 10
Coding region: 71-2269 (732 amino acids)
Biological process (GO): ubiquitin-dependent protein catabolic process
Cellular component (GO): cytoplasm
Molecular function (GO): ubiquitin-protein transferase activity; metal ion binding; protein binding
Source: RefSeq, a predicted model, not a curated record